Messenger RNA from Tetrahymena thermophila SB210, 5301 nucleotides. Its product is annotated as Serine/Threonine kinase domain protein. Lineage: Eukaryota; Ciliophora; Oligohymenophorea; Hymenostomatida; Tetrahymenidae. The record is from RefSeq and is a predicted model, not a curated record. Gene Ontology annotation, molecular function: ATP binding; protein kinase activity. Gene Ontology annotation, biological process: protein phosphorylation. The transcript is spliced from 3 exons.
AUGGAUUUACUUCUUAAAUACUCUCCUGAUAAACAAAUUGAAAAUUAUGCAUUUUCAUUAAGUGCAUGUAUCGGUAAAGGAUCUUCUGGUACCGUUUAUGUUGGGAGACAUUAGUAAACUUAGCAAGUAGUAGCAAUUAAAGCAGUUGAUAUGCGCUCUUUGAAAACCGAGUACGCUUGGAAAAUGCUUUGUUCUGAAGUCAAGAUUAUGAAGAAGCUAAAGCAUCCACAUGUCGUGCGUCUUCUGGAUGUCUUUUAAACAAAAAAUAAUACAUAUAUCAUUACAGAAUUUUGUAAUUAAGGAGAUUUGCGUACUUACUUAAAGAAGAAAAAAUCUUUAACUGAGAGAGAAGCGAUCACUGUAAUUUCAUAGAUAAUGAGCGGUUUGUAGGAGCUUGCAAACAAUGGAAUAAUUCACCGUGAUUUAAAGCCUGCAAAUAUUUUGAUUCACGAUGACGUAUUUAAAAUUACAGAUUUCGGAUUUGCUAAAAAAUUAGAUAGCAUGGAAGAUCAGCUUAUGGAUUCUUUAGUAGGAACUCCACUUUAUAUGGCACCUUAGAUUUUAAAUAAAUAGUAAUACACUUCAAAAUGCGAUGUUUGGAGUAUUGGUCUUAUUUUAUAUGAAUUAUUAUUUGGUCGCACACCUUGGCCAGCAGUAAAUGUUGUUGAUCUAGUCUAAAAAAUGUGCACGGUUCCUCUCUAAUUCCCCAAAGACCAAUCAAUUUCUUAAGCUUUAGUCAAUUUUAUUAGCAAGUGUUUGCAAUUCCCUGAAUCAGAUAGAAUAAGUAUUCAGGAAAUGUGUGCAAAUUCCUUAUUCGAAGAUUACGUAUAGCAAAUUAAUAGAUUAUUGAGUUAGCAAAAACUAUAAAAUCAUCCAUCAGGAAGUUCAACUAAUACCAAUUCAUAAAAUAACUUAUCUGAUUUUUCAAGUGUGGCCACAUAAGCAUAAAAAAAUGUAUAAAAUAAUAGCAGCGCAAAUGAUACUUAAACACCUGGAGCAGCUUAUAAUCGCAAUUAAAAGUAACCACAAAUAGGAUAUUAGUAGGGAUAGACUAAUUAAAUAAAUGUUCAAUAAGAAAAAGUAAAUUAAUAUUAAAAUUAACCAAGCGCAACAAAUUUAGGUGUCACCCCAAGCUCAGGUAUGAAUAUGCAAAUAAAUUUGAACACUUAACCUUAGUCAUCUUAAUAGAGCAGUUCGAUGUCUCCAGUGAGAGCUCCAGCAUUGUAAUAACAGUCAGGAUCAGGCAGAACCACAGAAAGGAAUGUUUAGAUUCAAGAAUAAAAUGGUGGAUGUUCCCCCUUAAAGCAGCUUAGCAAUUAAAACGAACCUUAUUCUCCUAUAUCUCCUAUUCGCACAAAUUACUAAAAGUAGCAAAGUGCAUCUUCUUACAACUCCUAAAUAAAGAGCAUGAAUUCGAUUUAGGAUUAACUUGCUUAGGCUAAUGGUAUUAAUUCUUCAUAAAAAAACAUGUCUACAAGUAAGCAAAAUAUUUAACAAUAUCCAAAUCAACCUAAAAACUAUCCUAGCUCUUUCCAUAACUUGAACGCCUUUCCACAAUAAGAAAAAAAUAUUCAAUCUUCUGAAGGAAACGAAAAUCAAAAUGUAAAGUAACCUGCAUUGGUAAAUAACUUUGUUAAAUAAUCAAAAGAUUAAUCCCCUACAAAAACUGGAUUAUAUAAUGAUAAUAACUUCUAUUAAGUAUUAAAUAACGUUUCUAAUUACGACAAAGGUUUAGUUGUUGAAUAGCAGUAGUAACAAAAUCAGCUUAAAUCAUUUAACGAUGAGUAGAAAAACUAACCUUUUGGAUACUCUUCAAACCAGUAAAAAUAAAACUUUUAAGGACUCCCACCUCAAAGUUAAGCUUCCUAGAAUAGUUAAUUCGGAGUACAAAGAUAAUACACAAAUGAAACAGCAAGUAGCCCUUAGUCUUCCUCUCCCACUAUCGUUUAAUUAUAAUCAGCAUAUUCUCAGUAAGGUUAAAAUAUUCCAGCCUUGCAAAUUUAAUAGAAACCAGAGCUUAAAGCAGAAGUUAUGUUUAAUAAUAUAAAUAAUGGCUAAGUAUCGCCUUACAGAUAGCAAGAUGGUGCUGACAGAAAAUUUUAAGAACGAGGAUUAUUUUUACAGUAGGUGUAAGAUUAAUCUCCUGUUGCAACUAACCUUAAUAUUGAAAGUAAAAAUAGUGGACUGUACUUAUAGUAGCAGGUAUCACAGCCUUAUCAAAAUAACACUAGUAUUAGUAAUAAGUAAUAGGAUAAUUAAGGAGUUAACUUAGAUUCAAUGAAUACAAACACAUAUAAUAAUUAAGGGAAGUUUGAUGAAUCACGCUUUAACUAAGUGUAGCUUAAAUAGUACUCUCUUUCUCAUUAAUAUUCACUCAGCAGGUAAAACCAACCAGAUUAAAAUAAUUAAGCAGCAACUCCUAAUAGAAACAUAUCUCCUUAGAGUAAAAACUAAAGUGUAUACACAAGCGAAAAGAAUUCAAGUAGUGAAUAAAGUCCUACCUCUUCUGUAAAUCAAUAAGCUGGGUAAUACAUUCUCUAACAGCCUUAAACUUAAUUUGUAUAAAACCGCUAUUCUCAAAAUAAUAAUUCAAAUUCAGCAAGUGGGUAUUCCACAGUGAUAAAAAGCGGAGACAAUUCUUCUAACCAAGAUCAAGUAAAUAGCAGAUAAAAUAGUCCAUCGAACUAUAAUCCAUCUAAUAAUUAUUAACAGCAAUAAUAAUAGUAAAAUGUUUCUUUACAAAAUCAAUAAAUUUAACAACUGCAAGCAAAUUAAUAACAAAUUUAAAAGCAAAGAAGUGGUGGAGAUUCUCCAGAUAUUCGUUAUAAAGCCUACUCAUUUACCGCUUCUAAUGGAUUGAUAAUGAAUAAGAGUGGAGGUCUCAAUAACACAAAUAUAUCCACAAGAUCUAUCACAGCUACAAAUAAUUCGAAUUCUUCACCUAAAAAUAAUGAUUCAGAAGGUAAAAUUUCAUACAACUCUAACGGCUACCAUUCUCAAUAGUAACAAUAGUAGUAGUAAUAACAAAUAAAUAACUCCAAAAACACAUCAAGCAAUCAUGUAAUUUUUGGAAAUCUCGAUUAAUAAGAGAUUGGAGACUAUAAAAACUAGAGACAAGCUCAGUAAAAUAGCGGCUAAAAAAAGGACUAUGAGUCUGUAAUCUAAAUUCCAUAUGAAUCUAAUGGGAAUAAUCUAAAUCACUAAAAUAUUCCAUUUAACUACAAGAGGUCAAUGACUCAAAACAAUGAACAUUAAGAUUAUGAAUUAGACAAUUACAAAAACACAUAUACCCCUAAAAACAACAGUGGUGCACAUUCCUACGCCAACUUAUAAAAGAUGUAAGGCAUAUCUUAGAAUGAAUUCAGAAACAGCAGUCCCAAUUCAGUAGCACAGUUAAUUGCUAAGAAAAAUAGUGAAUAAAAUUAACUGCCUAGAUCCCCUCUAGAGAGAAGAAGAAAAAGUGAAUUUGGAAUUGGGUUAUCAAAUAAAAAUUAAAUUUAUCAGAAGGAAAUAAAGAAUACUCCUUUCUAAUAGUUUUCUUAAGCUUAAUUACCAAACAACUCUCGCAAUCAAAUAACAUUUUACACAUCAAAUACACAACAAGUUAAAAACCAAUUUUUACAAAGUGAAGAAAACUAUGGAAAAAAUAAUAUCUUGAAUUAAGCAGGCAAUGUCUAAAACCCAGCAAUCGUUUAGAAUUAGUACAGCAGAAGCAGAAGCUUACACAAUAAUGCUGCAAGUAAAUAUAGUAACACUCACAAUAUUUCUCCAGCUAACACAGGAAUUAGUCCUAAAAAUUCAAAUAAUUCAUUAUCUGAUAUCAAAAAAAAGCAGAUCAAUACUCAAGAUUAUUCCAAAAUUCCCUCAUAAUUUUUCGGAAAUAGUACUUCCCCAAAAGCUCAAACAAAGUAUUAAGCAUAUCUGCAAAAUACCUUGUAAGUUAAGAAUUAAUAAUAAGGUGUUAAUUAGCCUACUAAUUUAAUAGUCUAAAAACAUAUAUAACAAUCAGGGAAUGAACCUCAGUAAAUGAAUGAGAUUUAAGGCAAUUAGCAAUUUAAGGAAAUACAAAGAGAACCAUCAUAGUAGCUUACUGCUGAUAACUCACCAAACAAGUAUGCAAAAUAUGCUUUGAAAAAUUAUUUAUUGUCUUAAAAUAACCAAGGUUCUAGUGCUGUAAAUUAUAACAACUCCAAUAUUUAAAAUUAAAAUAAUACUUCUUCUUAAAUGAACAGUAGUGGAAAUAAGAAUACUUAAAAUUUAAAUAUUAAUAGCAAGACUUAAAAUAGUCUAGAUAAUUUAGGAUCUAAUUAACCACAACAACAAUAGUAAAUAUUGAGAAAUCAAAAUUAGUAUAGUUAAAUAAAUCCUCACCAUCAUGGACACAGUAAAUCGUUUUCAAAUAACUUUAAUUAACCAAUAGUGUCUCUUAAUUCUUAGUAAGAAAUCACAUAAAUUGAAAAUACAAGCAAUAAUAACAUGAAUAGUAAUAGUACUUAAAAUGAGUUCUAUGCUUAGGACAAUAUGAUAGAAAGUAUACUUUGUAUAUGUAAGAGCGUUAGAUUCUUGAAAAAUUAAAUAGAUUACAACAUCAAGAGCAUUCUUAAGCUAGAUGAACCAUUUUUAUAUGAAAAGUUAAUAUUCUUGUUGAAUAAGCAUCUUGUAAUUCAGAUUUCUAUGCUUAAAAUCACUUAAAUGGAUAAAGGAAUUAAUGUAAUUAACUUAGAUAGAUGGACUGAAUACAGGGCAAGCCAAAAUUUUAAUGAAGUUUAUAAAAAAAUUGCUUAAAACUACUACGAUAUAAUUAGUACUCACUAGAAUAAUUGGAAUCGUGCUCAUGAAAAUCAAAGAUUUUAUGAUGAAUCAAAAAAAGAUUACUAUUUUAGUAAAAUAUUUAACCAGUAAUUAACACAGUAUAAUAGUCACACAAAUAGUGGGUAAAAUUCUUCUAAUAGCAAUCCUCAAAAUAAUGAAGAAGAUAACACUAAUUUUUACUUUUACAUUUACUAAUUACUGAAGGAAAUAAUAAAAGAGGUGUUUAAUAAAUUGCAAAACAAUCUAUCAAAAUAUUUAGAUUUAGACAAUUCAAAGAUUACUCGCGAAGACAGCCUUGUUAUAAACUGUUUAAGCAGACUUGUUGAUUACCAUCAAUUGUUAAAAUUAAUUAUAUCAUAAAAAGAAGACUUCUCAUUGAUACUCAAGUCAAUAAAUAUAACUGAAUUUUUAAAAGAAAAGAUUAUAACAAUUGAGUUCUAUGAAGCCCUCAAAUAAAAAAUGUAUAUAUAUGAUUUAAUAACAAAAUGA